Pogoniulus pusillus (Red-fronted tinkerbird) is the source of this 2053-nucleotide messenger RNA. Its product is annotated as cytochrome P450 1B1. The record is from RefSeq and is a predicted model, not a curated record. NCBI's taxonomy places the organism in Eukaryota, Metazoa, Chordata, Aves, Piciformes, Lybiidae. The transcript is spliced from 2 exons. Gene Ontology annotation, molecular function: steroid 17-alpha-monooxygenase activity; iron ion binding; heme binding. Gene Ontology annotation, biological process: progesterone metabolic process; hormone biosynthetic process. Bases 1 to 1626 code for a protein of 541 amino acids.
AUGGCCCUCGAGAUGCUCGGGGAAGCCCUACGCGGCAUCCCGCCCCUGCAAAGCUCCCUGCUGCUCCUCCUCUGCCUGCUCGCUGUCAUCCACCUGGUUAAGGUCUUCCUGCAGCAGCAGCGCCGGCGGCAGAGCGAGCGCCGGGCGCCGCCGGGCCCUUUUCCCUGGCCCUUGAUCGGCAACGCGGCGCAGCUGGGCAGUGCCCCACAUCUUUCCUUCGCCCGCCUGGCCAGCACCUACGGCGCCGUCUUCCAGUUGCGCCUGGGGCGCUGGCCCGUGGUGGUGCUGAACGGGGAGCGGGCUAUUCGCCAGGCUCUUGUCCGCCAGGGGGCCGCCUUCGCCGGCCGCCCGCCGUUCCCCUCCUUUCGGCUGGUGUCAGGCGGGCUCAGCCUGGCCUUCGGCGGCUACUCGGAGUUGUGGAAGCUGCACCGCCGGGCGGCGCACGCCACGGUGCGCGCCUUCUCCACCGGCAGCCCCGCCACCCGCCGCCUGCUGGAGCGGCACCUGGUGGGCGAAGCGCGGGCGCUGGUGGCGCUGCUGGUGCGCGACAGCGCCGGCGGCGCCUUCUUCGACCCCUCGCGGGUCCUGGUGGUGGCCGUGGCCAACGUAAUGAGCGCUCUGUGCUUCGGCCGCCGCUACAGCCACGGCGACGGCGAGUUCCUGCGCCUCGUGGGGCGUAACGAGCAGUUCGGGCGGGCGGUGGGCGCCGGCAGCUUGGUGGACGCGCUGCCCUGGCUCCAGCGCUUCCCCAGCCCCGUGCGCGCCGCUUACCGCGCCUUCCGCGACCUCAACCGCGACUUCUACGGCUUCGUCCGCGGCAAGUUUCUGCAGCACCAGCGCAGCCUGCGCCCGGGGGCCGCCCCUCGCGACAUGAUGGACGCCUUUAUCCGGCUGCAGCGGGAGCAGCCGCGGCUGCAGCUCGAACACGUGCCCGCCACCGUCACCGACAUCUUCGGCGCCAGCCAGGACACCCUCUCCACCGCCCUGCAGUGGCUCCUCAUCUUCCUCAUCAGGUAUCCGAAUGUGCAGGCUAAAAUGCAAGAAGAAGUGGAUAGGAUUGUUGGAAGAGACCGUCUGCCGUGUGCUGAAGAUCAGCCUCACUUGCCCUACAUCAUGGCUUUCUUGUAUGAAUCCAUGCGUUUCAGCAGCUUUGUGCCUGUUACUAUCCCACAUGCCACCACAACCAACACUUUCAUAAUGGGCUACCUCAUUCCCAAGGACACAGUGAUUUUUAUUAAUCAGUGGUCAGUGAACCAUGAUCCAGCAAAGUGGUCCAACCCAGAGGAUUUUGAUCCAACAAGAUUCCUGGAUGAGAAUGGAUUCAUCAAUAAAGAUCUUACUAGUAGUGUGAUGAUUUUCUCAUUAGGAAAACGUCGGUGUAUUGGAGAGGAGUUAUCCAAAGUGCAGCUGUUUCUGUUUACCUCCAUACUGGUGCAUCAGUGCAAUUUUACUGCUAAUCCAAAUGAGGACCCUAAAAUGGACUUUACCUAUGGGUUGACCAUUAAACCUAAGCCAUUUACCUUGAAUGUUACACUUAGAGAUACUAUGGAUUUGCUUGAUCAGGCUGUUCAAAGACUGCAAGCAGAGAAAGCAGCCAGUGAAAAUCAUCUGUCAGCAAAUGCCUAAGCAACAAACCUUGCAUCUAAAAACAAUCCCUCUCUCUCUUUUUAGACUUAAAUAACUUAUAGUUUAUUCUGGUGAUUUUUUUUAAUAGCCAAUAUUUCAAAUUGCAAGAGUGGGAAGGAAAACUACACAAGGUAUAAUUCAGUCCUCUCUUUGAUUCUAGAAGGAGAGCCAGGGGAAUAAUUUAAUAUAUUAAAUGAUAAAACAUAUGCAACUUGAAAGUAAGCCUUUUCUAGCUAGUUGCCAUUGUAAAGUGCUUUUUAUCUAUUGUCUGAUUGGAGCAUUUUCAGAGAGUGUUUGUACAGUCUUUUCUGUUUCUCCAUGCACUGUGCCUUAAUUCUCACGUUGCCUUCAGUGACUCCACAUCCCAAAGUGAAAUCUCUUGUUUAAAACAGGAGGGGGAAAUAACGGGGGGCAGGGUGCAGUGUUG